Molecule: messenger RNA, 948 nt
Organism: Lentinula edodes (shiitake mushroom)
Lineage: Eukaryota; Fungi; Basidiomycota; Agaricomycetes; Agaricales; Omphalotaceae
Exons: 5
Coding region: 1-948 (315 amino acids)
Molecular function (GO): FMN binding
Source: RefSeq, a predicted model, not a curated record
AUGAACUCCGACUCCCCCCUUUCAAAUUCUGCAGUUCCUUCGCUGGAUCAGGAUACCACCAAAUAUACCCAAGAGCUCAUCUCCAGCUGUUUGGAAGGCCUCCCCACUUUCGAGGAAUCGCGUUAUAACACCUCGACAUCCGAUGGUCCAGCUGUUAAAUAUAUACAACCGCCGAACCCAGGCUGGAAAUUUGGAGAGAAAGUUGAAAGUUCAGAUCUUGGUAGAAAAUGGAUGGAGAGCUCAAAGCUUGAGGAUGACUGGGAGCAUUUCGAUGCAGAUAAGGAAGACAACCGAAAAAUCUACGCUCUUAUGAUAAGUGGUAUUCAGCCCCGACCAAUCGCUUUCAUAUCAUCGGUGUCUGCCUCUGGGGAAGAGAACAUUGCCCCAUUCAGUUUCUUCCAAGCCCUUAGUCCCUCACCACCAUUAAUUAUGAUCUCAGCCAUGAACGCUCCGAGAAUCAAAGACACCACUACCAACAUACAGGCCACCAAAGAAUUUACGGUGAAUCUCAUCAGUCUCCCCUGGAUCGUGCAAGCCAAUGCAGCAUCGAUCGACGCUCCAGCACACGUUUCCGAAUGGGAAGUGGCAGGAUUGACAAAGGAACCUAGUACCCAUGUACGAGCCCCACGAGUUAAAGAAAGCGCUUUUUCUAUGGAAUGCACCUUUUUCGACAAAUACGACAUCGUCCAUCCCGACACAGGAAUUACUGCAUCCACUAUCACAUUCGGCUUGAUUAAAUGUAUUCAUGUUCGGAAAAACGUUCUAAAUGCUAGAGGAGUUCCGGAUCCAGCCAAAUUGCAGACUGUUUCGAGGAUGGGGGAUAUCUCAUACGGGUUAACGACGGAGGCGUUCAGAUUGCCUCGGCCGAGCUGGGUUUCAGAUGGAGAGGUGAUCGAGAAGGUAUUGAGGGAGAAGAGACAACUUGAUUCAGUGGAUAAUAACCACUAG